AUGGCUAGGGACCUGAUCCGGCCAGCACUGCCGCCAGGCUUCAAGGUGCACGCAACAGCUGAGGAUGAGGAGCAGGACCCGAGCCAGGUUGCAGGGCCAGCUCUGCCCCCUAACUACAGAAGCAGCAUCUCAGACUCCUCAGACAGCGACGAGGACAGCAGUUCUUUGUCUGAAGAAGGAAAUCGAGAGUCUGAAGAAGAUGACAAUGGUGCAACUGCCAGAAAACAGAGGCGAAAUCAAGAUAGAGAUGACGACGAUGAUGGAUUUUUUGGACCAGCCCUUCCGCCUGGAUUUAAGAGGCAGGAUGACUCUCCUCCAAGGCCUAUCAUAGGUCCUGCCUUGCCACCUGGUUUCAUUAAGUCUUCACAGAAAAGUGACAUCAGAGAGGAUCCAAGACAAGUGUCGUCAUCUUAGACACUAAUAACCAUUAAAGGCAUGGUCAACUCAGAGGAAGCAGAGAGCAGUGAGGAUGAGGAUAUUGUUGGACCAAUGCCUGCAAAAGGACCAGUUAACUAUAACGUGACAACAGAGUUUGAAAAAAGGGCCCAGAGAAUGAAGGAAAAAUUGACCAAAGGAGAUAAUGAUUCCUGA
Messenger RNA from Alexandromys fortis (reed vole), 591 nucleotides. It is a transcript of the gene Gpalpp1, whose product is annotated as GPALPP motifs containing 1. Lineage: Eukaryota; Metazoa; Chordata; Mammalia; Rodentia; Cricetidae. The record is from RefSeq and is a predicted model, not a curated record.